AGCACCCACGGCAAUCAUGAGCAGCUCCGGGCAGGUACCACCUACAAAAAGGAAACAAACAGAUACUUACAAAAAUUGGAUGAAAAGAAAUGAUGGAAGCUUAAAGUCAUCAGGUACAGCUUUCAUUAGAAAGCUUGUGAAGACUUGGAGAGAACACCAGGAUAAACAUCACAAAAUAAACAUUUAUAUGAAUAAGUUGCUUCAUAGCAUCUUUUUCUUAGGUCACAUUCAUAAGGCCCGUCUUCCUCCAACUGCCUUCUUUGAGUCUCAAGAGGUGAUGUACGAUUUAAAAAGAAGAUUUCCACAGGCAUUCAAUAAUUACAAGUGUCCACCCCACCAGACUCCAUUUUCCAUUCUUCUGGAUUUGGCUGUCAGGAUUUGUCGAUGUGAAGGGGAAGAGGAAAGGGGAAUAAAAACAUUUCUUCUAAGUUUCCUGGAAGCAUUGAAAUUGCCCCCCAAAAUAAAAGGCGAGAGUAACUACACAAACUACUACACUCUGGAGGCUACUGUCAUUGCUGUGUGCUACAACGAAACCCCUGGAGCCCUCAGACCAGAGAAGUACUAUGGAGCAUCCCUGUCCUGUAGAGGGGAGAGAGAAAAGAACAUUGUGAUCAAUUGGUCAUGUCUAAAAGUGUGGCAUGACUAUGUGUCUUAUGCAGUGUUGUCAUUCAGACAUGAUGAACAGGGAAACGGUAUCAGAUUCCCUGUCUCUGUAAAAUGCAGAGCAUUCUACAGGAAUCACCAGACCAAUUGUUAUGAAGACCGAAGGCCGUGCAAGAACUGUGGGGAUCUUUUCUCUCUCUCAAACCCUGAGACAGACAGAAAUGACUUUCCCUACGGAAACUGUGCCGAAACGGAGUGCCUGAGUAAACUUAUUUUCAAUGAUCAGGAUGUCCGGAGCAAUAUGAUUUUGGGAAUCUACUGCACAAGGGAAACCCUAAAAGGUCUUAGAGAAAAGGCAGGAAUAGCUUUGGAACAUGGUCUUAAGGCAUAGGUCUACUUAGCACCUCUGAACAGUGUGCCUUUGGCCGUCAUUUUCAAACCAAGUCCAAACUGUGACUGUGUAAACUUCUAUUAUGUGAUCAGGAUGUCUGCAGCAAUAUGAGUUUUGGAGACUACACAAGAGAAAAUGUCUUAGAAAUAUGGUAGAAAACGCUUUUGAACAUUUAGGUUUUGUUUCACACAGGUUUUAUACAUGGUGUUUUUACUGUGUUUGACUUGGAAGUUUCCUCUGCCUCAACUAUAGGGGGGAGGGUUUUGUUUUUAACCCUCUUUCUCUGUGGUUACAAACUAAGGCGCUGCUGUUGGCUCUCUGCAGAACCCAAUAACAAUUGUCAACGCCCUCAUGUUCUCUCCACUGUUGCACAGAGGAAACCUCAGAGCAGCCUCACAUCCUGUUGCGAAACCAUGUAAUAACAACCGCCACUCUGAAAAACUGCCAGCAGUAUGAUGAGAAAAGUUUCCAAGUGUCACAAUACACAUCUGACUAGAAUUUGUUUAUAAGGUUACAUUUUAAGAUAAAAUGCUACAAAUUACAACUGGAAUUGUAAAACAUAAGUGGGGAUGAGUGAUAAAAGGCUGUGUUUGUGUUUGUUAUGUAAAUGUACUCUGACCUAGAGGUCCAUAUGAGGGAAUUUAUCUUUUUUGACUCAUCAUAUGAAUGUACCAAUAUCCUGUGAUGUACUGUAAUCUCUUUCUAAGACCAAAUAAUAGCAGCCUCCACUCUGAAAAACAAAGGCAUCCCGAAAAUCGGUCUUCUCACAAAAUCGCAUGCAGCGUCUGAACGGGUUGACCUACAAACUUUUAUGACCCCUCUCUGGAAAGAUGAGACUCUCAAGAACAUGAUGGUGUUUGAAUAGCACUUGCGAAGUUUGAAUAGCACUUGCAAACAAUUGCAACCAGUACAUUUAGCAGGUGAUCUACCAAAAAACUAAAAUGCUAAAUACUCCAGCCACAUUAAAAUACUACAGACAACCUGUUUUCUUCACGACUAUAUCUUGCUGGGUAAACUUAAAAGAAGAGAUAUCAAGUUCAAGUUCCGAGUUUAACUUCAUUAUUCCAUACUGAAAUUUGGUUUGGAUGAUGAACACGAAUUAAAAAAAAUAUACACACUGUAAAAACAAUAAUUAAAGUAAUGAAUAUGCAUGUGAUCACAUGAUUACUCUCCAGAAAUACAUUCUUGUCCUCAUAGGUACUCUUGCAUAUUGAAUGCAUAUCUGACAUUUUAUAUGAUUUGUAUUUAAACAUUUUUAAAAAAUGGUUGGAUUUUCUUCUGGAAGAAGCACAGCUGUGGUGGAACAAUACAUUUUAGUUUAUCGUAGAGCUUAAUUAACAGACCUUUGUCAGGUGCUGGCCCUGCAGAUUUUAACAUUUGACUUCCCCCUGAAACUGCAAAAACAAUUGUGAUCUUUGCUCACUCAACUGUGACUAAGGUAACUGUGCUAAAGUCACAAUGCCUAGGCAAAUGGUUAGGAAUUACAGCUUGGACUUCAAACAAGAAAAAUAUUACCUGUAAUAGCAGACAUAGAAAACAUCAACCAUGGGAAUUGAUUGUGAAAUCGUUUUACUUUUUGGUUUAGUCUUUUUUAUUACUGUAAUAAGCUAUCAACUUUUCCAUUAUCAAAUACCCUGCCAUGUGUUUUGUGUAACAGUGGAAAUUGUAUGCACAUUUCUGAUGUAACAUGAAGUUGGAGCUGCAACGUGGUCCCAGAGCAUUUAGAAAUAUUCUUUGCGUAAAUCCUAGACACUCCAUUUAGUAUGAUAUGUUACGUUUCGUAUGGUAUUUAUUAAUUUGUUGAUGUCCAUCACCCAUUUCAUGUUAUAUGUUAUG
Messenger RNA from Salvelinus namaycush (lake trout), 2830 nucleotides. RefSeq lists its product as uncharacterized. NCBI's taxonomy places the organism in Eukaryota, Metazoa, Chordata, Actinopteri, Salmoniformes, Salmonidae. The coding region runs from base 17 to 994 and encodes 325 amino acids. The record is from RefSeq and is a predicted model, not a curated record. The transcript has 5 exons.